CCUCUGCACUGCAAUAAGAAGUGAUCCAAUCUUUUAUUUAUCAUUUUUAAUUCCCCUAAAUAAUUUUAUAAUAAUGGUACCUGUACAUGAAAGUCAUAUAGUAUUAAAGCAGCUGAUACUAUUUUCUUAGUGAGACCAAAAUAACAAUUUGACAAGACUGGGAGUGCAGUGCAUUAUUGACAAAUAGUCGUCACUUGCCCACCGUUCGGUAGUAUGCAGAGCUGGUUCUUUGCCCAAGACCGAAAAAAACCAAAAACUAGAAUUCCUCCGAAAUCGCCCGCCAAGCUACCACCGUCACCACCGAAAAUGUAUACCGAAGAGUGGAAAUUUAAUGUAUCCGUUCCAUAUGCUGAUGUUAGCGCUCGAGAUAUCGUCGUUAUUACGGGGAAUAUACCUCAGCUCGGUGACUGGGAUUAUUCGAAAGCAGUUCCACUUGAAAAGGAGCCAGGUAGAGAUGUGUGGUCUAACACUAUAACAAUACCAAACACAUGCGAGAUUUACUAUCGCUAUGCCGUGUGUACCUUCGAUGAUCAUAACAAAGAAGUCAUUGUGCGAUCCUGGGAGACCAAUGUUCGUCCUAGAGUAAUCAAGGAAAACAUGCGUGAGCCAUCACUAGAUGUCUAUGGGCACUAUGAUGGCAAGACUAGGAUCUGUAGGGGAUGGCUCACAUCUCAAACAUUAUUGCAAUUUAAAUUUGUCAAAAAUCCCUUAAAGCUUAAGACUCGUUUAGCAGGAAGACUCAUGAAUAUAAAAGUAACUCCAGUCAACUUGAGUUUUGGAACUGAAGGUCAGAUUGAUGAUUCACUAAGCACUGAUACUGCUGAGGUCCCCACCGGAGUUUCUGUAGAGGUGGCCACACUGGAUAAUGAUGCUUCUCUUUGUCAGCUGCACCCACAAGAACAGUUUGGAAAGGAGUACAGACCUAAUGAUAUUCUUAUUGUUAAUAUUAUGGCCCAGAAGCCGGACAGUGUGGCUUAUCUAGUAGAUUUCUAUUGCUAUAGUACAAGAGCUUCCACUCAGGAACCGCCAUGUCAUGUUGGUUACACAUACGUACUGCCCAACAUGUUCAAACCCUCGGAAGGAAUUUUAGAAUUGCCAGUCACAUGCAGCAUCAAGCAUAGACCUCUUGGGACGGUGAACAUUCAGUAUUUGGUUAUAAAUCCCAUGACAGAAACUAAGCUUAACUCCUUUGAGGUUUCAUAUGCAAAGCAUUGGAAUCCUGCAUGGACCGGGUUGGAGGUAGGGCAUCGGGGGCUGGGAGCCAGCUUCAAAAAGAAAGAAGGAAAUUCUAUUCGUGAAAAUACCAUAGCUUCUCUAAAACAGGCAGCUGCAAGUGGUGCAGACAUGCUUGAGUUUGAUGUUCAGCUAAGUAAAGAUAUGAUACCAGUUAUAUAUCAUGAUUUUUAUGUAUGUAUUUCUAUGAAAAGAAAGAAAGAGAUUGACUUCACAGAAAUGCUAGAAUUGCCUGUGAAGGACUUGACUUUGGAACAGCUUCAGAAACUUAAGGUAUACCACUUAGUUGAGGGACGAAGCCAUGAAGCCCUGUUUUUUGAUGAAGAUUUAGAAGAACACCAGCCAUUUCCAACAUUGGAAUUGGCUUUAAACACUAUAGAUAGCCAUGUUGGAUUCAAUGUUGAGCUUAAAUGGACCAUGGAAUUGGAGGAUGGCACAUUUGAGCUUAACAACCCAUUUGAUAUGAACAUUUAUGUUGAUAAGGUACUGGAAAUUGUUCUGAAGAAUGCAGGAUCAAGAAACAUCGUGUUUUCCUGUUUCAAUCCUGAUAUCUGCACAAUGGUCAGAAACAAGCAAAACAAAUAUCCUGUCAUGUUUUUAACUAUCGGUGUAACAAGUAAAUACAAGCCAUACCGAGACCCCAGGUGCCUAUCAAUUCCGGCUGCAGUACAAAAUGCCAUCAGUUCAGACAUUUUGGGCAUAGUUGUGCACACGGAAGACCUGCUCAGAGAUCCUACCCAGGUCAAGUUGGCGACGGACGCCGGACUGGUGAUAUUCUGUUGGGGCGACGACAAUAACGACAAAACCACCAUCAAGAAACUCAAAGAUCUAGGUCUUCACGCCGUCAUAUACGACAAACUUGACCAGUACAUCACUAAAGAAGUUAAGGAAAGCAUAUUCCUGAUGGAAGCGCGCGAAUCCCAGCGCGAUGUGAUUCGCCUGGCCGCGCUCGAGUCGCCCACGCCCGCGCCCUCGCCCACGCCCGCGCCCUCGUCCGCGUCCGCGAGCAGCGCCUCCGCGAGCCGCGCCUCCGCGAGCCGCGCCUCCGCGGAGGCCUCGCGCGACGCCGCGCGGCCCUACCUCGACCUGGCCGCUCGCUGUGCCGCAGCGCCCUCCACAGUAACCUCGCUAGAGUCCCUCGCGUCCACCGACGACGAGGAUAGAAACUUGAAGAGGAACAGGGACAUUAUUGCUUGCAUUGACAAGGAAUCCCAAGUAAAGGAGCAGCGUCACAACUUCCAAGGCCUGUUUCCGGCCGGCGACAAUAAGUCGGCUAGUAUCAAAAAGUCGCGAAAGAGUGACGCUGAAUGAAUUUAUCUAGCUAGAGCUUGCAGCAAAGUAUGUUUUUGAUUUUAUUUUUUUGCUCAAUUUAUAGUUAAUUAUUUCCAUUUAAGGGCAGUAAAUGCGGAUGGUUUUGUAUAGAUUUUAAUACAAUGUGACCCGGUUUAAUGCUCUUAAGUUAGUUUUAUUACAUCUAUACAGGUAUUAAUUUUAAAUUGUUUCCAGUAACGUAACACAUUUUUGUAUUUUAUUUCAUAAAUCGUAGUUAGAUUGCAUUGAUUUCUGGGUAAUAUAAUAUGCUACCUAUCAUUUGAAUCAUGUUAAGUUAAGUCAACUAUCAAUCUGAAACAGUACAAUAUUCGAUAACAUAGCAUAGAUAUUAGACACAUAAUAGUUACCAUUUUCUUAAUUUUAACUCGUGAACGACAUUUCCAAAAUAUAGCACCAGUCAGCUACUCUUGUGAUGUCUUUUACAUAUUUAUGUAUUUAGCCCUAACAGUUGUUAAAUUUUUGGCAUCAGUGUUAGCUAAGUCUAAAACUCAGUCAAUAAAUUAAACUUUAAUAAUAAUAACUUGCCUUCAAUUCUACAAACCUCUCUACUUUCUGUAUAAGCUAUGCAUAUUAUUAGCACUUUAAAUAGGUAAUAUAAAAAUGAAAACAUUAAUCUUCUUCUUUCCCCUGCUCUUAUCCCACGUUAUGUGGGGUCGGCACAACAUGUUUUUCUCUUCCAUUCUCCUCUGUCUUCCGUCUCCUCAGCACUCACUCCUUUCUUUCUCAUAUCCUCUUUCACACAAUCAAUCCAUCGUUUUUUGGGUCUACCAUACGCUCUCCGUCCAUCAACAUUCAUCCCUAACAUUAUUUUGCCUAUAUGGCAUUCAUCCCUCCUCAUUACAUGCCCAUACCACGCUAACCUCCUCCUCCCCAUUUUCUCCGUUACUGGAGCUACAUACUUUCAAACUUCCUCUUAUAUACUCAUUCUUAAUACGAUCCUUUCUCGUCACUCCACACAUCCAUCUCAGCAUUUUCAUUUCCGCGGCGUGCACUCUUCUUUCAUCCGCUACUUUCGUCGCCCAGCAUUCUGAUCCAUACAUUACAACAGGUCUCACGAUCGUUCUGUAUAUUUUCCCCUUAAGUUUAAAAAUGAAAACAUUAAUAUAAACUUGAUUAUUUAUAAAUAAAGGUAAAAUAAUAAAUUAAAGAGUAAGAACAACAAUAAAGAAAAUGCACCAGUUAUGGUCAGUAAAUCGUCGUAGAUUUUUGUUAUACAUUAAUGACUAGUUUAUUGUAGGAAUGUAUGUACCUACACUUGCAAGGCACACAUGUCGCAUUUUUGACGGAGAUUAUCUUGAAGUUUAGGUAAUCUGCCUAAAGUUAUUAAUUAGUUAUCAAAAAUCAUCUUUAUAAUUUACCUUAUAAAGCUCCUCCUAUAGGCCCCGUGCAUGAACUAUAGGGGGCAGCACAGGAGCCGGCAGAUUUUUGGCGCGAGGCGUAAAGGUGAAGUUUAUGCUUCCGAUGCAGCCCACAAGAUGGCAGAACCUGCUAUUUACAAGAAACAUAGAAGGUAGGAUCGCAUAGAAGUGGUAUACGCGUGCCUCCGUGAGGGACAAAACAUACGCAAAUGCGACACUGUGAUUGGUCGAAUUCAUUUGUUGCCCACCAUUCUCCAUACUAAUAAAAAGGUGGGGAACAAACAAAAAGUGAGACUGUGACAAGGACAAGCAAUAAUACCGCUUUCUCUGCUACUCCUACUGAAAGAUACAUAAGACUAUCCCGUUCUGUCAGUUACCCCCACCACUCAUGCCAGAUCCAGGUAUAUCCUAGAUUCAUGACAAGAAAACGUACGAGAACGGUAGAUGGCAGCACUUGCUUUGGCGUGAAGUGUCAAUGUACAUGUUUAUGUUUCCGAUUCAGGCCACAAGAUGGCAGACCCUCCAACGCGCACGGCCCUAUACCCUUAUAGUUAGCACUCUAUCCUUACUUAUUUCUCUAUGGUUAACGUACACCAAAUUGUGUAAAAAUAUUUUCCAUAAUGUCAAUAUCCAGAGAGGAAAGUGGGGACUACGUUUGUAUGAAGGAACGGUCGUUCAUUAGCCUCUUAAUUUAAUAUUUAAACUUCGUGGUCUUCGCCGUCGCGCUUUGAUGUCUCAGUGCUGCCACCUAGUGCACGUCAUUCAGAUAGCUCAAUUUUUGAGACAACUAUAUAUACACGGUGUAACAUGAGGAAACCGAAUAAUUUUAACAGCAUAUUCCUGAUCAUAUUUAGAGACAAAAAUGUCCUACUUAUAAACUUUUUUGAAAUUCGCCUAGUUUCAGAGUUUUUAUUGUUACAUAGUGUAAAAGGCCUUUUUGAUGGUGAUGUUGCUGCUAUGGGACGUAGUCUAAAUAUCCUUAUUGAUAGAUGUCAAAAAGUGACAAGUAACACUUUGCAAAAAGUAGGUUUUACUUAGGAGAAAAAUCACGUUUUAAAAAAUGCGUGAGAGAAUCUCUCUACGCGACCGUUCUGAAGGGUUGAAAAACAAUGUUACGUAACGCGUAGUUCAAACCCCCCCUCCCGUCCCUGUAACGCAUCGUAACGUUUUACAAAACCCCCUCCCCCCCAAAUUCGUUACGUAAUACUUGAACGCUCCCUCAUUAAGCAAAAUGUGAGACGCAAUACACAUUGGAAAAUAAAUUGGAUAGGUGGAAUUGGUAUUCCACAGGGUGGUUUAAGAAAGUUUUAUAGAACAAUAUUGAAUAUAGAACAUUAUCCUUUUUUUUGUCUGUGAUAAGUAGUGGUCAAGUUCUUAACCUUUUCGACGUCGUGUCAAACACAAAAGCUGUCACUCGGACGCCACGUCACCGAAAUGUCAAAACUGAAAUUGAACUUUAUGCAUAUGCACGUAGGUCUGUGUUGAUCUGUGGUCUGUGACGGAUUAAUCGGGUUUUGGCGUUGGACCUAUGGUGCGGAUAUAUCGGUUAUUGGCGUCAAAAAGGUUAAAUAUGUAUAGAUAGUAAAAUUCAUAAUUUUAAUUAUAAGAUUGAGGUACGGCUAAAUUCUAUAUUUUUCUGUAUAAUUUUUAAAAUUGUAUUAAAGUGUAUUUUAACGUAA
Molecule: messenger RNA, 5602 nt
Organism: Cydia splendana
Lineage: Eukaryota; Metazoa; Arthropoda; Insecta; Lepidoptera; Tortricidae
Product: glycerophosphocholine phosphodiesterase GPCPD1-like
Exons: 7
Coding region: 214-2544 (776 amino acids)
Biological process (GO): glycerophospholipid catabolic process
Molecular function (GO): glycerophosphocholine phosphodiesterase activity; starch binding
Source: RefSeq, a predicted model, not a curated record